CGCGGGGAGGCGGCGGGGCCGGGGCGGGAGGCUCCCGUUGGGCGGCGGGGGUGGGGGAUCCGGCUCCGCUGCCCUCCCGCCCCUCAUAAAGCUUUGAUGAGACACUUGAGCCGCCGCCUGUGUUGCCGGGGCGGCGGGAGGCGGCCGGUGGGACUGGGCGCCCGGGUGAGGAUGUGACUUCCCGGAGGGGAUCCGGCCAGGCUUUGUGUGGACGACGAGUUCCACCAAGUGAGAAGAGUGAUGACCAUCCUUUUCCUUACUAUGGUUAUCUCAUACUUCAGUUGCAUGAAAGCUGCCCCUAUGAAAGAAGCUAGCGUAAGAGGACAAGGCAGCUUGGCUUACCCAGGUCUUCGGACCCAUGGGACUCUUGAGAGCCUAAAUGGGCCCAAUGCUGGUUCAAGAGGACUGACAUCACUGGCAGACACUUUUGAACACGUCAUAGAGGAGCUUCUAGAUGAGGACCAGGACAUCCAUCCCAGCGAGGAAAACAAGGAUGCAGACUUGUACACAUCUCGAGUCAUGCUAAGCAGUCAAGUGCCUUUGGAACCCCCACUGCUCUUUCUGCUCGAGGAGUACAAAAACUACUUGGAUGCUGCAAACAUGUCCAUGAGGGUCCGGCGCCACUCUGACCCAGCUCGCCGCGGGGAACUGAGCGUCUGUGACAGCACCAGCGAGUGGGUGACGGCAGCAGAGAAAAAGACUGCAGUGGACAUGUCCGGGGCGACCGUCACGGUCCUGGAGAAAGUCCCGGUGCCCAAAGGCCAACUGAAGCAAUACUUCUACGAGACCAAAUGCAACCCCAAGGGGUACACAAAGGAGGGCUGCAGGGGCAUAGACAAGAGGCACUGGAACUCCCAGUGCCGAACUACCCAGUCUUACGUGAGAGCUCUCACCAUGGAUAAUAAAAAGAGAGUCGGCUGGCGCUUUAUAAGGAUAGACACUUCCUGUGUAUGUACAUUGACCAUUAAAAGGGGAAGAUAGUGGAUUUGUGUUGUAUAGAUUAUAUUGAGACACACACACACACACAAAAAAGUUAUCUAUUUGUAUAUAUACAUAACAGGGUAAAUUAUUC
Messenger RNA from Dryobates pubescens (Downy woodpecker), 1072 nucleotides. It is a transcript of the gene BDNF, whose product is annotated as brain derived neurotrophic factor. The transcript has 2 exons. The coding region runs from base 241 to 981 and encodes 246 amino acids. Gene Ontology annotation, biological process: cell surface receptor protein tyrosine kinase signaling pathway; nerve growth factor signaling pathway; regulation of neuron differentiation. Gene Ontology annotation, molecular function: nerve growth factor receptor binding; growth factor activity. The record is from RefSeq and is a predicted model, not a curated record. Lineage: Eukaryota; Metazoa; Chordata; Aves; Piciformes; Picidae.